ACCAAAACGAGAAGCUAGCGUUAUUAAACCCAUUAGCAACCAGGUUUAAGCUCCCAGGUUGUAGUAGGAUGGUAGACAUUGGAUUUGUGAUUUAACCUUUGCUCUAUGGAUGAUUCUGUCUUAUGUCACGUUGUGAAGUUGAGGUCCUGGUCUUGAUGUCCUGUGGCCUGUCCUGGUAGUGGGGUGAGGGGGGAUACUUGGAUAAGCGACUGACCCGGGGUGGGGGGAGUGCUGGUAAACUAAUGACGCAGUUGUACACAGUGGCGCAUUAGACUGACAUUUGGAUGUACUGAUGAACAUGGUUAUGUUGACGUGCUAUUCACAUUAGGAUUGUAAAGCUCUUGCUUCAUUUUCUUGCUUAUUUACGUUUGUGGGGGGAGGGUUAAUACCGUAUGGCUAGCUACGCUUUCCCUUUUUUUAGCUAAACAUGACCUAUUAACAUGUAUUCGCUUGUAUAUAUUUUUCCUGUGUUGCGUUUAAGGUGUCCAUGUUCUGCCGAAUCGUGUUACAUAGACCUUUAUUAUGGUUAAGAUCACUUCAUGAACCAUGAAGAGAUCUGAACACUGACAAGUGUAAGGUCACCUGGAAUCUGUUGGUGACUGGCACCAGAGUAAAUAGUGGAUGGUGGUUGCAGUUUCAGAUUAUCAGAGUUUUGAAGGCUGUCUUCAAAACUCUGGCUGUGUUUGGUGUUGACUUGUGCUUGACUUCAAGUUCAAAGCGCGUUCAAAGCGCUUUUAUCUUGAUAAAUAUUGAAUUAAGUUUAUUCUCGGAACACGCCUUGGUGUGAAAUGCUGUCACUAUUCGGGUGGUUCAUUAGUGAGCAUGUUAUCAUUGUCCUCCGUUCAGUUUCAUUCCCGAAUCCCUCAGAUUUGAAUGGGAUGUGGGAAACUAGAUAAAUACAGCACCGUCUCGGCUCAUGAAGCCCAAGGACAACAUGGCGAUGCCGGUGAAGAAGAAGAGGAAGUUCCCUGGUGCGGAGGACCAACGGAUCAGAAAGUGUAAAAUCACAAGCUUCACGACAAGAACCCCGCUCCAUGGGGAGCAUGUGCUGGGUCCAGAGAAGACCUUCUCCACUAAGAAGUGCAUGGCCUGGUUCCAGGUGUAUGCCGGUCCAGACCACGUCCUGGGCCCAGAUGGAAUGGAGAAGUUCUGUGAAGACAUCGGGGUGGAACCGGAGAAUGUUGUCAUGUUGGUCCUAGCCUGGCGAUUACGGGCUGUUAAUAUGGGUUUUUUUACUAAAGAAGAGUGGCUCGAAGGAAUGUCCUUAUUAAAGUGUGACAGCACAGAGCGGUUACAGAGCAAGAUGGAGGACCUCCGCUCUGGCCUGAACGACGCAGCGCUCUUUAAAAACAUCUACAGAUAUGCCUUUGACUUCGCCAGGGAUAAAGACCAGAGAAGUCUGGACCUGGACACAGCCAUGUCCAUGCUGGACCUGCUGCUAGGGAGAACGUGGCCUCUCUUCCCCCUUUUUCACAAGUUCCUGGAGCAGUCCAAGUACAAAGGGAUGAACAAGGACCAGUGGUACAACGUCCUGGAGUUCAGCCGUACCAUCAGCACAGACCUCAGCAACUACGAUGAAGACGGAGCGUGGCCCGUGCUGCUAGACGAGUUUGUGGAAUGGCAGAAGUCUCGGCCGAUAGCCUCAUAGCGGUGGAACUCAACCAAACCAACCCUGUGGAAGACUGGGGGGGGGGGGGGACACUCACCGGUUCGCUCACUCACUCGCUCAUCACAAAACGGAAACAGAAAAACCAACAAGAAAGGUUGAGGGUUCUCAGCUGUACUCUGGACUACAGACUCAUCCGAUGAACUACAUAAACACUCAUGCUUAUAGGUUACAAGCACAUGCAUGUACACACACACACACACACGCACACAC
Molecule: messenger RNA, 1879 nt
Organism: Gadus morhua (Atlantic cod)
Lineage: Eukaryota; Metazoa; Chordata; Actinopteri; Gadiformes; Gadidae
Product: DCN1-like protein 5
Exons: 8
Coding region: 917-1648 (243 amino acids)
Biological process (GO): protein neddylation
Cellular component (GO): ubiquitin ligase complex
Molecular function (GO): ubiquitin-like protein binding; cullin family protein binding; ubiquitin conjugating enzyme binding
Source: RefSeq, a predicted model, not a curated record